This is a messenger RNA of Owenia fusiformis, 1381 nucleotides long. Lineage: Eukaryota; Metazoa; Annelida; Polychaeta; Sabellida; Oweniidae. The record is from the annotation of a GenBank genome assembly.
CAAAAUUUACGAUGUUCAUCUUGCCAAUAGUUGGAUAACUUUUUAUUAGAAUAAGCAGUUCAAACUCUUGAGGCACAGACAGCCAAAGAGUUAUUGUUUGCUAAAUAAAAUGGAACUUCAAACAUUCCUUCUGCUCCUAUUGCUGACUGUUCAGUACUCUUAUUGCGCUAACAACAAAUUGAAAAGUUGUCAGGCUAAGUUAAAAAGGCUACAAAAUGAUUACAAUGUACUGAAAGUCGCCGGACAAUGUACAUGCAAUUGUGAAGGCAUCAAAGGUCUUCCAGGGCCAACUGGACCCCAAGGACCACAAGGGCCUCCAGGACCAACAGGGCCUCAGUUGCCUACGACGUGUCCUCAUGAUUUUGUCCAAAAUUCUGAGUUUGGAAGUUGCUAUAAGUUAUUCACGGUGGAACCUUUCAGUUGGAUUGAUGCGCUCAGUCACUGCCAGUCAAUGGGAGCGAAUCUCGCUAUGAUCGAAUCAAACGAGGAACAAAAUUUCUUAAGGGAACAAAUACAGCAGAAAAAUAAUCUCGAAAAUUUCUGGAUUGGACUAAAUGAGCUCCAUGGUAACUGGAGUUGGUCUACCAUGCCUGGUCAGGAAAAUGAACCAUUGGGGAAGGACAGCUACCACAGUUGGAAUGUUGAUGAAGGACAGCCUGAAAACAAUGAUCAGAAUUGCGCCAAGAUGGCUGGAGGCACAAGUACAAGAAAUUAUAGAUGGCAUGAUGAUUUAUGCACGAGCAAAGAUAAGUACAUCUGUGAAAUAAAACUUAACAUAAAACAGAAGUAGGUUAAAAUCAUCAAACUUGGUUAGCCAUAUGAUUGAAACAAUUAAGUGUUAACCGAAAAAGGUGAUGGUGUAUCUAACAAAUUGGGACGUAAACAAGAAAAUGAAGCAAACUCCUCAUAGUGGAGAUCUCCAAGUCAAGAAGUUGCCCAGCUUAGGCCCUGAAACAUCAAUUGAUUAUCCCAGUUGUUUUAUGAUAACUGAUUCAUUAUUCAUUGAAACCAAAGAGCAAGGCACUGAACAAAACUAUAUGCUUGUUUGCUUUGUCGUUGGUUAGGUAACAUGCCUAUGAUGUCACAAAAGAUACAAAGAUACAUUAAACCAGUCAGUGAGGUCUAGAGUAUUUGUUUGUUUGGUUGUUAAUAUGGCUGAUUUAUGGCGCAAUAUAUGACCAAAAACUUUAUUGUGUUCAUUGUUAAAAGACCGAAAUUGCGUGGUCAUUUAUUUGCAAUAAAUCAUAAAAUCGAGGUCUUUGUUACGAUUCUAAUAUGAUAAUAAACAGAGAAGAAAAACAACUAUUUCCAUUUAUGAAUUUUAGAGGUCAUACAUACUCCAAUAUAGAUGAGUAAAUCAAUUGUUCUAGCUAUUGUGGCA